AUGGUAAUGCGCUCCCAGAGGCUUCUCGACAUCCCAAAGCACAACAUCGCAAAGCUGGCUGCCAGGCCCGAACGGAAAGGGGAACAAGAGAGGCCCAAGAAGAGACAGGAGUUGCAAGGCGAGACAUUCGAGUCUCACUCAGGCUGCCCAGCUUCAGCUGCUGCCAUGCGUCCACUGCCAUCAUUCUCCUUGUCUCUUCAGCGCUUCACCGACCGCCGCCCGCAUUUGGAGAAGGCCAGGACCAAGACCAGGACCAAGAGGGAACCCCCGGACCAGCACCACCAAACUUCGCCAGCCUCUUUGCGCCGUGUACGAAUUGUUGGAAUAAGCCGAACCAUGGACGAGCUGCGCUUCCGAUCUCAACAGUCGCCCCGUAACGAGUCCACGAUGAACACACUUGUCUCACCUCCGCGGAACGUCCGCCUCCCGCAGCCUGUUCAGGCCCACGAUGGGCGAGGUGCCCUACCUCGCCGCUUCACCACGGAUUCGGGGCGUGUACCAACAUUGUCUUCAAUCACCGGUCAGCGCGGCCCUGACCUUGGUGGCCCUGAUUAUAACAACAUUGAGAAGAAGAAGAUCGAAUAUGAGAGACUGCGCGAGCAGAGACGUCGCUUCGAGAUGGAGAUGCAGAAGCUGGAGCAGGCCCAGCGUCGCGAGGAGAUGGAGCUUGCAAAGAUGCAAGACGACCUCCGCCAGGGUCACCAGUCGGAGCCUACGACGCCGCCCGAAUACCACGAAUCGUCCGGCUUCCCCACGAUGUUCUCGCGUCCCAACCGCUACUCGACUUCGAGCUUGACCUCGCCUCCCGGUCUCUUCAACCGUCCCGGCCGCUCGGGCUCGCAGCUCACUUCGCCGCACUCCACGGUGAUGCAGUCCCGCUUCACCUUUGACGACCAUUUGCCAUCCCGAUCCGUGCCGGGAUCUCGCAGAAACAGCGACGAGGACGAAAAGGAGGAGGCAGUUCGCCAAGAUCCGACUAGUCAUCGAUCUUCCAACGCCUACAACCGCUACUCGAUGCCGGUCACGCGCUCUCGCACUGGUCUCUACGGCGCCGACCUCGACCAGACUGGCACUGCUCGCUUCCUCUUUGGCGAGGAGGACGCUUCUGGCGAGAACAAGUACGGCCAGGCCAACGGCGACGACAACUUCCCUACUCUGGUUCGCCAGAACGAUCAAAUGCUCUCUGCAUCAUCCGCUGCCCUUGACCUUGCCCUGUCUCCCUCGCCCGCUCCUGACGCGCCGUCCUCCCAUGGUUGGGGCAAUAUUAACCGUCACCGAACCCAACAGAGCUUGUCUGCUAUCAACACGUCUUCGCUCAACGGAGCUUCAUCUUCUGGAGAAAUCGGCAAGCGUUCCUCAGUCCGCCACUCGCUCGACUUGAAGUUCUUCCCGGACGCUCCCUCCGACAACCAGGCUUCCAUCGUCUCUCCUCCCGGCAACCACCCCGGUAACCACAUCAUGGCUACUCCUCCCAAGUUGCAGAGCUCCUUCUCUGCCAACGAUGUGCCUACCGUCAAGAGCACUACCAACGGCGGCCCUGUCACCAACAACCACGCCCAGCAGCAUUUCCACAACCACAAUGCCAGCAUCGGUCGCAUUCCCGCUGGCGCUGUCCCCGGCCGCCAUAGCCGUGAGCUGUCCAAAGACAACAACAUGGGCGGCCCUCGCGAGCAGGCUGGUUCUUAUCCUUCCAUCCAGUCGGCUCUUCAGGCCAAUGCCGCUCCUUUCGGUCCUAAUGCUCCGGGUCAAGGCUUCCCUCACACCUCUCAGGGCAACCAGACUCCCAACGGUACCGCCACUGCUGGCCCGAACAACGCCUACGGUGGAUUCUACCCGAGCGGCUACGUCUCGCCCAAUAACAACGGCGGUCCUCCCCCCGCAUCUGGCCCUGGCCCCUACGGCGUCCCUCUCUUGGCCAUGAGCAUGCAGAACAUGAACCUCAAUGGCAACAACAACAUGUACCCUGCUCAGAACUACGCUGGCUAUGGCGCUCUGUACAACCCUCAGCCUCAGCCCCGUGAUAGCCAGGCUCGUGUCAUUCAACAUCGACGCCAGAUGGACAAUGAAGCCAUGUCGCGCUACAACGGUCUCGCUCUUGAGAACGUUGGCGGCCAGAUCUAUGAUCUUUGCAAGGACCAGCACGGCUGCCGCUAUCUGCAAAAGAAGCUCGAGGAGCGCAACCCGGAGCAGGUCCACAUGAUCUGGCUGGAGACCAACCAGCACGUCAUUGAACUCAUGACUGAUCCUUUUGGCAACUAUCUUUGCCAGAAGCUGCUGGAGUACUGUAACGACGAUGAGCGCACUGUGCUCAUUCAGAACGCCGCCGUCGACAUGGUUCGCAUUGCCCUCAACCAGCACGGCACCCGUGCUCUUCAGAAGAUGAUUGAGUUUGUUACUACUCCGACCCAGAUUGAGAUGAUCAUCAACGCUCUUCGCUUUCAGGUCGUUGAGCUCAUCCAGGACCUCAACGGCAACCAUGUCAUCCAGAAGUGUCUCAACAAGCUCAGCGCUCAGGAUGCGCAGUUCAUCUUCGACGCUGUCGGCACCAACUGCGUUGAUGUUGGCACUCACCGUCACGGUUGCUGCGUUCUCCAGCGCUGCAUUGACCACGCGUCUGGAGAGCAGAAGGUCUGGCUGAUUGCCAAGAUCACCGAGCAUGCUCCAAUUCUUGUGCAGGAUCCCUUCGGCAACUACGUUGUCCAGUACAUCAUCGACCUGAACGAGCCCUCCUUCACCGAGCCGAUUGUGCGUAUGUUCCAGAACCGCAUCGGCCAGCUCUCCCGCCACAAGUUCAGCUCCAACGUCAUCGAGAAGUGCCUUCGUUGCUCCCAGGAGCCUUCUCGCGAGAUGAUCGUCGACGAGCUCCUGAACCCCGGCGAGAUCGAGAGACUGCUCCGCGACUCAUAUGCCAACUACGUCAUCCAGACCGCCCUCGAGUAUGCUCCUCCUGCCAGCAAGUAUCGCUUGGUGGAUGCCAUCCGCCCCAUCCUGCCUUCCAUUCGGUCCACUCCCUAUGGUCGUCGCAUUCAGGCCAAGAUCCAGGCCUUUGAGGGACGUGGCAGUGCUACCUCGAGCGGUCAGGUUACUCCCGCGGAUCCCACUCAAGGCCAGAUUCCCCUGCGUCCGGGCCACAACCGCGCCAUGUCUAACAACACCUCCAUCAUCGCCCCUGGCGGUGCCUUUGGCAAUGGUCUGAAUGGUGGUCUCAACGGCGGUAGUAUGGCUCCUCGUGGCAACCAAGCCAACUACCCCACGACCAACAACGUCACUGUUCCGCCCCCCGCUCCCCAGAACCAGCGCGUUCAGCAGUUUGGCUACAAUGGCCAGCAGCGCACCAACGGUGGUGCCGCCGCUGACGCCGCUGCAGGCGAGUCUCAGUGGCUGUAA
This is a messenger RNA of Colletotrichum abscissum, 3387 nucleotides long. RefSeq lists its product as uncharacterized. The record is from RefSeq and is a predicted model, not a curated record. Bases 1 to 3387 code for a protein of 1128 amino acids. The transcript is spliced from 7 exons. Lineage: Eukaryota; Fungi; Ascomycota; Sordariomycetes; Glomerellales; Glomerellaceae. Gene Ontology annotation, molecular function: mRNA binding. Gene Ontology annotation, biological process: post-transcriptional regulation of gene expression. Gene Ontology annotation, cellular component: cytoplasm.